Messenger RNA from Doryrhamphus excisus (bluestripe pipefish), 6558 nucleotides. The record is from RefSeq and is a predicted model, not a curated record. NCBI's taxonomy places the organism in Eukaryota, Metazoa, Chordata, Actinopteri, Syngnathiformes, Syngnathidae.
UUUUGCUUUACCUCCAGUGUUAUUGUAGACACUUUGCCAAUAAAGUAUGUAGCCACGUGGUCUGCAUUGCGGGUCCUGGUCUCCAGUCAUUGGAAGAGAGGAGCAUCACGUGAAGAUGGGGGCGUGUCCCCACGCCCCCCCUCCAGCGGUGAGCAGUCCAGCGUGUACGCCCCCUCCCCCAAAGCUGACCCCGAUGAGGACAUGGAGAAGAAAAGAAAGGAGCUGCUGGCUGGUCCACCCGGUUAGCUUGAAUGCUAUCACAAGAUCGACACCGUCUUCUUCACAACACGACAUGUUUGCACCCAAACUGGUUCUGUGGAUGCUGUGGAUUCUCUUUGGAGCCGGUUUGGGUUUGGGUUUGGUUUAUUCCAGAGCCAAACACCCAGGAGAAGCUUUCAGUGACACGCGUUCUACAGCUCAGCACGUGGCAACAUUUAGCUCCUGCAGGAACAGAUGUUUUGAGCUGGUUGAGGUGGAGCCACCAAAGUGUCGUUGUGAUAAUCUAUGUAAGACCUACAACGGCUGCUGCCCUGACUUUGACCAUCUCUGCCUCAGGACAGAAGGUGGCUAUGAGUGCAGUAAAGAUCGCUGUGGGGAGUUGCGCAAUGACCACCAUUCCUGCCACUGCUCACAUGACUGCCUCGCCCAAGGAGACUGCUGCACCAACUACAGGACACUCUGUAGAGGAGACAGUUCAUGGCUCCAGGAUGAAUGUGAGGAUAUGAAGACGGCACAGUGCCCUGCAGGAUUUGUGCGGUCACCGCUCAUCAUUCUGUCAGUGGAUGGUUUUCGAGCUUCUUACAUGAAGAGAGGAGAUACUGUCAUACCUAACAUUGAGAAACUCAGAACGUGUGGCACCCAUGCUCCGUAUAUGAGGCCAGUGUAUCCGUCCAAGACCUUCCCCAACCUCUACACGCUGGCCACGGGUCUUUAUCCAGAGUCUCAUGGUAUUAUUGGGAAUUCCAUGUACGACCCUGUCUUUGAUGCCACCUUCACUCUGAGGAGCAGAGAGAAACUUAAUCACCGCUGGUGGGGGGGGCAACCGAUCUGGAUCACAGCUCUCAAACAAGGACUGAAAGCAGCCACUUUCUUCUGGCCUGGUGCCGUUCCACUGGAAAGGCGGAUACUGACCAUAUUACAGUGGCUCCAUCUCCCUGAAGUGGAGAGACCCUACAUUUAUGGCAUGCACUUUGAGCAGCCAGACAUAUACGGACACAAAAUGGGGCCCAUGAGCAUAGAGCUGAAUCAUCCUCUGAGACGCACGGACAGGAUCAUCGGGCAACUCAUGAACGGACUCAAGCAGAUGAAAUUACAACGAUGUGUCAACAUUAUGAUCGUCGGGGAUCACGGUAUGGAAGAGGCCCACUGUGACCAAACAGAGUUCCUCAGCAGCUACUUGACAAAUGUUGAUGACAUCAUUCUUAUUCCCGGAUCCUCGGGCCGAAUACGCCCCAGAUUCCUCAGCAGCGCAAAAUACGACCCUCGGGCUGUUAUGGCUAAUCUAACUUGCAGGAAACCAGACCAGCAUUUUCGGCCUUACUUAAAACAGCAUCUACCCAAGAGACUGCACUACGCAAACAAUCACCGCAUAGAGGAUGUACAUAUACUGGUGGACAGGAAGUGGCACAUUGCAAGGAAAGCGCCGGAAGUUAAGCGUCUUUGUGGCUUUUUUGGUGACCACGGAUAUGACAGUAAGAUCAAUAGUAUGCAGACCAUUUUCCUGGGAUACGGACCUUCGUUUAAAUUCAAGACCAAAGUCCCAGCCUUUGAAAACAUUGAGCUUUAUAAUGUGAUGUGUGAUCUUUUAGGUCUAAGACCGUCGCCCAAUAAUGGAACCCACGGUAGUCUGAACCACUUGUUGAGGAACCCUCCCUUCAGGCCCACAAUGCCAGAGGAAGUUUCCAAGCCGAGCGCCAUUGCUCACGAUCAUACGCACGCAGAUGACCUCGGCUGCAGCUGCAAUUUUAAGUCCGGAGUAAAAAGUAGAGGCCAGAGAGGUUUGAAAGUGACGCUUGCACGAGGCUAUAAUCUGGAGUCACUCUGGCUCUGUCUCUUGCAGAACCAAGUGGAGGAGCUAAACCAGCGACUGAGGCAAGCUUUUGAUGAUAGUAGGAAUUUGCCAUACGGUCGCCCAGGAGUGCAGUACUACACCACGUAUUCCAUUCUGCAGCACGCGAACUAUAUCUGUGGCUACAGCAAAGACCUGGCGAUGCCGCUGUGGACGUCAUACACCGUUAGCCGGCAGGUGGAAGUAUCCGCGUUGCCAGAGAUGAAAUGUAUCAGACCAGACGCCAGAGUCCCGGCAGCCUUCAGCCAGUCUUGUAGCAAAUACAAGGCAGACAAACACAUCACCUAUGCCUUCCUCUACCCUCCACAAUUAUCCGCAGACAUGAAGAGAAAAUAUGAAGCGGUGCUCAUAACCAACACUGUACCCAUGUAUCCUGCCUUCAAGAGUAAGAAGUAUACUCCAGUAUACUCCAGUAUACUCCAGUAUACUCCACAAGUGUUGCGACACAACAGAAUAUGGGCUCAUUUCCAGGGAGUGCUUUUAAAGAAAUAUGCCAGUGAAAGAAACGGGAUGAACGUUCUCACUGGACCAAUAUUUGAUCACGACUCUGACGGUGUCAUGGACUCCAUUGACAAAAUUCAAGAGCAUGCACGCGGUUCCAUCCUGGUCCCGACUCACUUCUUCGUGGUUCUAACCAGCUGCUUGGACUUCAGGCAGGCUGCAGAUUCAUGCUCUGGUCCUCUCAGCUGUGCUGCCUUCAUCCUGCCACACAAAGCCAACAAUGACGAGAGCUGCAACAAAUCAGAUGCGGAAUCCACCUGGGUGGAGGACCUGAUGAAGAUGCACACGGCUCGGGUCAGAGAUGUCGAAAUUCUGACAGGUCUGGACUUGUACCGUAGAACCACUCUGAGAUAUGCCGACGUUCUCGCACUUAAAACAUUUAUGCACACAUAUGAGAGUGAGAUCUAAUGUGACGUCUAAUGUGACAUCUAAUGUGUGACAUCUAAUGUGAGAUCUUCUCAGCUGUGGUCGGAAAGGCGUGGAUGUGGUACCCACUUUGUGCUUUCAAAUGAUUCAUUUGAAUCCCUUUUCUACAUCUUGAUACGAACGCCUCAAAGUUAGGGAUCAUUUGCAAAUGUCCUUGUUUGCAAUUCAUAUUCAUCGUGAAUCACAUGAUGAUACUUAGCGUCUGAAAAUAUCAUGCUAGGUUAACCGUCCGUAGGAAUCAAUGGAAAGCGGGAAUGGUUGUUUGUGGCCCGCGAUUGGCCGGUGACGAGUCCAGGGUGUACCUCAGGCAUACGCCCGUCACCCUGUUUGUGGAGACUGGACACCUUUUGUGUUCAUGUUUAUUUUUUGUGUAGCUGAAUAAGCAUUGUGUUAGCAUAUCUUACACCUAUUCAGCCUGUUCUCUAUUCUUUUAUUAUUGUUACAACUUGCCUUCCAAGAUGGCGUCAUGUCUGUUUUGGUCAAGUACCGUAUUUUCUGGACUAGAAUUAAUUAAUUAUGUCAGGGCAGUCGAGAACAAGAUGACAUUUGUGUAGCUUCAACAUUCUGCUCUCAAAGGAGAUGGAUGUUGAUACAUAUCAAAUCAUAUCAAAAUUUAGAACGAACACAGGAGUCGUUCGGAAGCUGAAGCUGGACUGAAAUGCUGUGGAAAUACGCUAAAACAUAGAAUGAAAGUAAGAGUCAGUUUAUUAGUCUGAGCUCAACGUUGAUACAUGAAUUUCAAUACAAGGAGGAAAUGAAACCAAAAGGUAAAAAAUACAUCAUUAGGUAGAAAAAAACAUACAUAAGUUGCAUUUUUUGCGGGUUUAUUUACCAUAUUUUCUGGACUAUAAAUCGCACCAGAGUAAGUCGCACAAGACCAAAAAUGCAUCAUUAGGUAGAAAAAAACAUACAUAAGUGGCAUUGGAGUAUAAGUCGCAUUUUUUGCGGGUUUAUUUACUGUAUUUUCUAGACUAUGAGUCGCUCCGGAGUAUAAGGCGCACAAGGCCAAAAAAGCAUACUUAGGUAGAAAAAAACAUACAUAAGUCGCACUGGAGUAUAAGUUACAUUUUUUUCAAGUUUAUUUACCGUAUUUUCUGGACUAUAAGUCGCUCCGGAGUAUAAGUCGCACAAGGCCAGAAAUGCAUACUUAGGUAGAAAAAAAAACAUAAGUCGCACUGGAGUAUAAGUCGCAUUUUUUGCGGGUUUAUUUACCGUAUUUUCUGGACUAUAAGUCACUCCGGAGUAUAAGUCGCACAAGGCCAAAAAUGCAUCAUUAGGUAGAAAAAAACAUACAUAAGUCGCACUGGAGUAUAAGUCGCAUUUUUUGCAGGUAAUUUAUUUUAUCUACUUGACCAAAACAGACAUUGCAGAUGCAGAUGCAUUUUUGGCCUUGUGCGACUUAUAUAUACUUAUACUCCAGAGCGACUUAUAGUCCAGAAAAUACGGUACUUGACCAAAACAGACAUUACGUCAUCAAGUCCUAACAAUAAUAAAAGAAUAUAGAUAUGCUAGGAUGUGCAAAGAUAUGCUAACACAAUGCUUAUUUAGCUACACAAAAAAAUAAACAUGAACACAAAAGGUGUCCAGUGUUUAUGGAACAUAAACACUUUUUUCAUUUAUAAGUCGCUCUGGAGUAUAAGUGGCAGGAACAGCCAACCUAGGAAAAAAAGUGCGACUUAUAGCCUGGAAAAUAUGGUAGUAGUAAAAAUAGUAAAAAAUAGUAAAAAAAAAUAUAAUAAAAUAGUAAAAAUAAAUUAUCCACAAAAAAUGCGACUUAUACUCCAGUGCGACUUAUGUAUAUAUUUUUUUCUACCUAAUUAUGCAUUUUGCCCUAUUAUAUAAAAUAUGUCAGAUUUUUUUUUUUUUACAAAAUAAAUCAAUAAAAAAAAAAUCAAUAAAAAAUAAAAAAAAAUCAAUAAAAAAUCAAUAAAAAAUAUCAAAUUAUUUCGGGGGCUUAAAAACAACCCCACUAAAAUAGGCCUAAAAAAAGUUUUAAGUUUAAAAAAAAAACAAAAACAUUAGCCACUCCAAAUUAUCCAUAGUUAUGAAUGUGAGUGUGAAUGGUUGUUUGACUUGACUUGGACAAUGACUGGUAAAAAUGUUGCGAUCCACAUUUUUUUAGCUUAUGAUGCAAUCCACUGUUUUAUUUUUAUAUUUUUAUAUUUUUGCUGAUCCCUUUUUUAAGAAAUAAUAAUCUUUUGUUCCAAACAGGAAUAUGUGGACGUCAAUAAGUCAAAGUAUUUGCAACCAGGGUUAAAAUCCCUGCGCUUAGCCCCUUUAGCAAGAAGGACCACUACGUGAGAAUUGCCACAGAACAGAGCCAUGUGUUGUUUACAUAUCAUACGCUAAACAGUAUUCCACUAUAGCGACAAGGCUGCAAAGUAUUAUACUUAAUGUACUAUGUGUACCCAGACCUUGUAUUUUAGCACAUUUGUAGCGAAUGUUAUUCUUCCAAAUGCCAACAAUACAUAACAUUUGUCAUAGUAAUCAACAGGGAAUUGGGUAAUUACUUUAGUGUACUAAAUAGUGAUGCUAUUUAUGAAUUUAUUAGCGACACAGUAGCAGCAGUGAAAACAUGAUGGGAAUAUUUCUUCUACUGGUAAUGACGUCUGAUGCUCUGGCCUGUUGGGAACGCCACAGGAGAGGAGGCAUGACCAGGAGAUGUGUUCAAUGACCUUUCGUUAAAAAGCUGUGGAGACAAAAAAAAAAGAAUAAUUUGGUUAUUAAAAUCAAAUAUCAAAAAGUUCAAAGGGGACUUUUAAUGAUGUGGAUCUGUACUCCAUAUUUCAAGCAAUGUCUGGGAUCCGGGACCAACAGGUAACCGUAGAUCUGUAGGUCCUAAAACUGGUCCAAAAACUUUAGUGGCGUAGCUGGCGGCCAUGCUGGAUUCAAGGAAACAGGCAUUCAAGUAUUCCGGAUCUCCGGCGUUUCAAUAUGAUCAACGAAAAAAAAAAAAAAAAAGACCAGCCAGACCUCCUCCCUUAGGACCAGCCCCCUCUUCUGGACCAGCCAGACCUCCUCUCUCAGGACCAGCCAGACCUCCUCCCUCAGGACCUGCCUCCUCUUCUGGACCAGCCAGACCUCCUCCCUCAGGACCAGCCUCCUCCUCUGGACCAGCCAGACCUCCUCUCUCAGGACCAGCCUCCUCCUCUGGACCAGCUAGACCUCCUCCCUCUGGACCAGCCAGACCUCCUCCCUCUGGACCAGCCAGACCCCCUCCCUCAGGACCAGCCAGACCUCCUCCCUCAGGACCAGCCUCCUCUUCUGGACCAGCCAGACCUCCUCCCUGAGGACCAGCCAGACCUCCUCCCUCAGGACCUGCCUCCUCUUCUGGACCAGCCAGACCUCCUCUCUCAGGACCAGCCUCCUCCUCUGGACCAGCUAGAUCUCCUCCCUCUGGACCAGCUAGACCUCCUCCCUUAGGACUAACCUCCUCUCUCAGGACCAGCCUACUCCUCUGGACCAGCUAGACCUCCUCCCUCAAGAGCAGCCAGACCUCCUCCCUCAGGGCUAACCUCCUCUUUUAGGACCAGCCAGACCUCCUCCCGACUGACUUUGUGGCC